GUACGUUCCGUCCGGCAUCAGCCUGGCCUCCAACGUCGACCUCAACCCCAUGCUCCCGUCCGCCCUGAGCGAGUCCCGCAUCGGCGGCGGCCUCUCCGCCGUUGCGGUGUCCCCAAACGGCACUCGGGCGCUGGCGCUGAUGGGCAAGCCCCUGGGGGACCCCGCAGGCGGCCAGAAGGACUCCCACUCCGUGCUGGCCCUGGACUUGAACGUUGAGAACUUGGACGACGUCCGGGUGAACGGCGUGUAUGUGUACAUGUUCGAGAACACGGAGCUGGGGGCCUGGCAGGAGAGCAAGACGGGUCCGGCGGACGUGGUGGUGUCGAGCGCGCAGUGGGCGUCCGCCCGCUUGGGGUCGGGGCACGAGAACUCGACGGCUCCCGUGCUGCUGGUGAUGGAGAGGAAUACAUACAACCAGAUGAAGAUAUUCCUCGUGGAUUUUUCAAAUGCGACGGACAUUAGUGCUGAUCUGGAGGCGUCGCCAUUGAAAUUCGACAGUCUCGGUACGUAUCGACAAACCGACAAGUACUACCGGGCAGAGAACAUCACGCCAGCUUUAAAGGUCCUGGUGCUCGACUCCGCCGAUGAGUCCCUGGACCCCACUGGCCAGCCACCAGUGGGCGCCGUGGCCCUCAGCAGCUGCGUGCUGGCCACCGCUGGGGACAACUCCCACGGACUCAACGGCAUGGGGGCCGUCUCGAUAAACGUGGCGCAGCUGCCGCGCUGCCUGGACACCGUGUACAACGACAGCGUGGUGAACAGGGAAGUCGAAGUGGUGGGGGACGUUGUCGUUAAGUACGGACUCACGGGGGAGGCGGCCACCAGCCUGGAUCUCAACGGCAUACGGAGGGCCGUGGCGGAGGCCUUCGACAUCGACGCCUACAAUGUGGAGGUCAAUAUAACAUACGGCAUGAUGGGAACGAUGAAUCUGGACGUCGACGUGCCUGCGGCGGCCCUGUCGCGCAUCCUGGGCCUGGCAUUCGGGAGCAAGUUCGGCAUCGACCCCGCCAUGUUCGAGAUCCGGCAGGCCCCGGCCAGGCGGCUGAGGCUCCGCAAGGCGCUGCAGGACGCCAACAGCACGGUAGACUUCGGUGUUGAUGGCAUCACGGACUCUUCCAUUCUGACCACGAUGCAGAGCGGCCUGGACGCCUUCCUGGAGACGGGACUUGAGGGUGAGCUCGCAACCGUGGAGAGCGACCUGGGCGAGAGCGACAGGGCUUUUCUGGGCACGGUCGCCGGCGCGACGAUCUCCGCUUCCAACACCGAAGUCAACGCCACGGUGGAAACUGUGGUCACUGUGUCCGCCAAUUCCGCUGAGGCUCUUUCCGCCAGGGCGGAGUCGUUCUCUUCUGAUGAAGGCCUUCAGUCCCUUAAAGACGCGUACACUGAUCAAGGAUUUGAAGCCAUAAGGUGA
Messenger RNA from Ostreobium quekettii, 1414 nucleotides. The record is from the annotation of a GenBank genome assembly. NCBI's taxonomy places the organism in Eukaryota, Viridiplantae, Chlorophyta, Ulvophyceae, Bryopsidales, Ostreobiaceae.